Colletotrichum tamarilloi is the source of this 927-nucleotide messenger RNA. RefSeq lists its product as uncharacterized. Bases 1 to 927 code for a protein of 308 amino acids. Gene Ontology annotation, cellular component: nucleus. Gene Ontology annotation, molecular function: DNA-binding transcription factor activity, RNA polymerase II-specific. The record is from RefSeq and is a predicted model, not a curated record. Lineage: Eukaryota; Fungi; Ascomycota; Sordariomycetes; Glomerellales; Glomerellaceae. The transcript is spliced from 3 exons.
AUGCCCUCAGCCAAGCCCAGAGAGACUCUUGUAAGACUGGAGGAAUUCAACGGCUCUGGCUUUCCGAUAGAAAACUCAGCCCCUAAGUGCAUGACAGAUACGAUGUCGGGACUAAACAACUUUGAGCUGAUUCGACGAGGUGUUCUUCGCCUUGACAAGGCAUCCGAGCUUCUGGAUAUUACCGACGACUACGCAUCAGUUCUGCAUGCGCACUUGGAUUUGAUGCAGAUACUUCACAACGCUCACUCGAUACUCUACUCUGCCAAUGCGAGAACGCUGUCGAUGAUUAACGAGGGCGAUUAUCCGCGCUACUUGGAUGACCUGAUGGAAGCAGCAACGGCAUGGACCCAAUGCGAUUCGAGACUGACUGAAGCUGCAAGCUACGGACUCUAUGCCGCAGUAUUUCUAUACAAGGCUCUCAAUGCAGGGGCUAUACGGGGCCAUGCUCAACAGAAACAAGUGAGAGGCCUGUCGCAAGCCUUCAUCUUGACCCUGGACGAAGUGGCCUCAACUGAACCGCACAUCUGCCAUGGAUACAGUGUCCUACUGAGGGAGCUUUGGCAGCAAGACAAAGACCCGCAGAUUGAAUCAGGCCCAGAAGUCCAAUGUGACCAAGGAACUCAUAAAUAUCAAUCGAGUGCAGUAGAAGACACCAUCCUCGGUGAUCCAUCGACGUGGGGCUCCGAGGGGGGUUUUCAGCCUAUCGUGCAAGGCCUAGACCGAGUGAAGCAGCCUCUCGCCGGAUCGAGUUCCAGCUCGGCGGAGGCUGUUGUUGGCACUCAGGACCUCCUAUCCUUUGAAAACUACUUAUUCAAGUCUAUGUGGCCCGAACUGGCUAGCCCAGAGCAUCAAGGGGACUUCUAUGACAUGGAAGGAGAGCUCCUAGGUUUCGAUAUGGGUCCUUUGAGCGAGUUCGAACCACUCUAG